Messenger RNA from Dicentrarchus labrax (European seabass), 2807 nucleotides. RefSeq names its product acyl-CoA dehydrogenase short chain (gene acads). Gene Ontology annotation, molecular function: flavin adenine dinucleotide binding. Gene Ontology annotation, biological process: fatty acid beta-oxidation using acyl-CoA dehydrogenase; butyrate catabolic process. The transcript has 10 exons. Gene Ontology annotation, cellular component: mitochondrion. Bases 98 to 1315 code for a protein of 405 amino acids. The record is from RefSeq and is a predicted model, not a curated record. Lineage: Eukaryota; Metazoa; Chordata; Actinopteri; Moronidae.
GCUCCCGCCCCUGAAUUCCGAUAAUUCCGACGGCACGUAAAGGCAGCACCGCGCUUCAUAUAACCGCUCAUUGACACAAACAGCGACGGUCGGAAACAUGGCGGCUCUUCUCUCAGCGAGGAAAGCUCUCGGCUCGUGUCUUCGAGGUUGUCGAGGUCUGUCUCAACUCGCCGAGUUACCGGACACUCAUCAGCUCCUCAGACAGACCUGCAGAGACUACGCCGACAGAGAGCUGAACCCCAUCGCUGCCAGACUGGACAAAGAGCAUUCCUACCCAGCCAAACAGAUCCAGGAGUUGGGGGCGAUGGGGGUGAUGGCCAUAGAGGUGCCAGAGGAGCUGGGUGGAGCUGGGAUGGACUAUCUGGCGUACAGUCUGGCUAUGGAGGAAAUCAGCAGAGGCUGCGCCAGCACCGGUGUGGUGGUCUCCGUGAACAACUCUCUCUACAUCGGGCCCAUAUUGAAGUUUGGUAGCGAAGAACAAAAACAGCAGUGGAUCACACCGUUCACCACCGGAGAGAAGGUGGGCUGCUUCGCCCUCAGCGAGCCAGGUAACGGCAGUGACGCGGGCGCAGCCUCCACAACAGCUCGUCAGGACGGCGAUGAGUGGGUCCUGAACGGAACCAAAGCCUGGAUCACCAACAGCUGGGACGCCUCGGCCACUGUCGUGUUCGCCACCACGGACAAGAAACUCAAACACAAGGGAAUCAGUGCGUUCCUGGUCCCCAUGCCACACCCGGGCCUUUCUCUGGGGAAGAAGGAAGAUAAGUUGGGCAUCAAAGCCUCAUCCACCGCCAACAUCAUCCUGGAGGACUGCAGGGUGCCGCUGGGCAACAUGCUGGGCCCGCGUGGAGCCGGGUUCAAGAUCGCAAUGCAAACUCUGGACAGUGGACGGAUCGGCAUCGCAGCUCAGGCUCUCGGUAUCGCUCAGGCUUCUCUGGACUGCGCCGCCGACUACGCACACAAACGCACCGCGUUCGGAUCCCCCAUCGGCAAACUGCAGGCCAUCCAGUUUAAACUGGCGGACAUGGCUGUGGCGAUAGAGAGCGCUCGUCUGCUCACCUGGAAGGCGUCGCUCCUUCGAGACGCAAAGAAACCCUUCACCAAGGAAGCCGCCAUGGCCAAACUAGCGGCGUCUGAAGCCGCCACGUUCUGCUCCCAUCAGGCCAUCCAGGUUCUGGGGGGGAUGGGUUAUGUGGCGGACAUGCCCGCCGAGAGGCACUACCGCGACGCUCGCAUCACGGAGAUCUACGAGGGCACCAGCGAGAUCCAGAGGCUGGUCAUUGCCGGCCAGUUACUGAAGGAAUACCAGUCGUAGACGUGCUGCUGUCGGUGCCUUAUACAUACAAUCACAGGUCUGGAAUCAACCCGGAGACAUCAGCUCGUCCUUAAAGAGAAGAAGAUCAACUUUAAUAUGAGCUGUGGUGAAGAUUUUUAUAUCGUUAUAGAUACAGAAGCUCAUUAGAAAUUCAGAUGAUUGUACGUGUCCAUUAUCUGCCGUCUCAAGGGAAUUCAGGAUAUAACACAGAAAGCGAAAUAACCUCAAACUCGUCUCCGCCGCCUUAAAAGGAUAUGAGUGCGUUGCCAGUUUAAAGGUUCAGUUCACCUACAUUUAAGAAGAAUAAAGGCCAUAUUCUCUCCUGGUGGUGUCGAGCCACACAGAUAGUUCUGGUUAUGUGUCCCUCUGUCUUGGUGCUCAGAGACCUUUUAAAAAAAAUGUAUUUAAUGAUAUCUGAUGCUAAAACUUCAUUCUAUGUAAAUCUAUAUAGCAGCUGGUAACAUAUGAAAGGAACUGAACCAAGAACCGAACCCUUCUGGUUCCUUUAAAGAUCAGUUUAUGGGGACAGAAGGAUUCAAAUCGAAGCAGCAGAAAACCUGGUAGAAUCAUAGAAAAAAGAUCCUUCUUACGGCUGCAGAAUCAUCAUGAUAACUUUUCUUCAGUAUCAAAGUGAUUCAGUGAGAGUCACACUGCAAACAGAAAGUGCUCAUGGAUAAUUCAGCACUCUUUAAUCAGUCCCUCCAGGAUUUCUCUGGCUUCUUUUGGGGAGUUUUGAUCUGAUUUCACCGCAGAUUUUCAAAUUAAAUUGCAAAAGAUAAGAGAGGAUAAUAAAAGGCUUCAUAAAGUCAGAUCACCGUUUAAAUCAAACUCAUUUCACGUUGAGAUGCAGUUUGUUAUUUAGGCUUUUUGUUUUUCAUUUCAGCUCCGAAAUUACAGGAAAGUGAAAAUUGUUCCACCACGACAAAAACAUCAGGGAACUUUUACAGUAAUUCUUCUUGGUAAACGUAAACUAAUAUACUUCCUCUCUGGGUUCAGUCGGGUCUCGGCUCUUCUGAACGACUUUAUUAUCUGUCUGAUCAUAAAGUAACAACAUAACAGCUCAGAAUCAGUUUAUCUGCAGAUGUUCAAUAGUUUAUUAUCAGAAUAUGAUAAAUCAAUCUUAAAUCAAGAAUUCAUUUCCUCUGUUAAGUUCUGUGUUUUUGGGUGAACUGACCCUUUAAGACUUCACGAGGAACCACAGUGUUUGUGCCUCCUGUGAGAGGUUGAACCAGCAGAGGGCGACGGCGUGCCUUCACACAGACUCACACUGAUCACGGGCAUUGUGUUCUGGAUGUGCUCAGUUGUUGACUGCAGUUUCACUCAGUGUGACACUAAGAGGUUGCGUGUGACGUUUAAAGACAGUCAGGAAAUAACAGUGUGUCUGCGUUAAUGGGCUGGAGCUCACUGACCCUCUUGUGCCUCAAUAACUUGUACAUAUUUGAAUGUAAUUUAUUGUGAUGAUGAUAAUAAAACACAACCUGCCACAGAGGAA